CGCAUCCGAAACACGAACAAAUUAUCCGGCUGUUUUCCCAGUUUCCCCCACAAACACAGUGCGCCGGACAGAGAAAGCGCUACAUCGCACACAGCCUCGCGUACCGAACCUGGCAGUGUAAACGGUGCCUAGCCUCGCUUGCCAAAGUGAACAGCGAAUUUCCCCUUCGGAUAUCAUUUUUGUGAUGCUUCCUCUCUUCCGAGUUCUAGACAAUUGCUAAUAAUACCCGUGAUCGCAAAUUUUCUUCCCUAUCGUGAUAUUUGCAAUUGGUCCGUGAUAGUUAGGAUCGUCGCCCGGUAGUGCGUUUUGCCCAGAGAGAAGUAGCAUUGUGUGAACCCGUGUAGGCGGGAGGGAGCGGCGAUGAAAAACCGUGCCGCAGCAGCGUUGAUGCGUUGGUCUGGCGUUGGUUGUUGGUGUUGAUUUUUUCCACUGUUUCUUUAUUCGGAAAAGUUGAAUCAAUGGUGGAAAGCGGUGCAAUCGGUGGUAUCUAUCAGUGCUUUGUGGAACGAAAAUUGUUCAGUGUUAUCGUUGGCGUGACGCAUACAUGCCGCAAAACGGCAAAAUUAGCAUCAAUCCGGUCGCGCUUCGCUUUGGACAGCUAAGCGCGAGCUGCCACCACUGUUGCCUUUCGGGCCGCUGGUAAGUAGCAGCAGCAGCAGCAGCAGCACCGGUCGGAGGACAAGCCGGGCAAUUGUAUAUCGUCGACGACGGACGGAACGAGGAUGGUCGUUUCGAAGGAAGGUAAACGCCGGCGUAAGGUGUCCGCCAUUGCACAAGCCGGUGGCGGAAGCACCAACCCAUCUGCCGGUAGCAGUGGGGCCAACGGUCCCAUCACUACCGCAGCAGCAGAGCGUGAUCUUUCUCCGCCGGAAAUUCCAAAACGCCCGAAGGUGCAUGCACAGCGGAAAUUUGCCCAGGGACAAGGAACGGCUUCCUCGUCCUACCUUAGCUACUCCUCUGCACCGCCAACGCCCGGGAAAGAUGGAGCUCAUCGUUCAUCUCACGCGGGAACCGGGAAUGGAACGACACCAACCGUACCCGGCAGUGGGACCGGGUCGGAAGCUAACCCGCCCCAGGUGCCGGAACUGUUACCGAACAUGCGACCCAACACGGAAGAUUUCCUUACCUUUCUGUGCUUCCGUGGCACACCGGUGUUGCCACCAGCGUUAGAUUUUUUUAACAAAACAAACACCACGUCUGCGGGGAAUAGUAGCAGUGCCAGCGGCGGUAGACAUGCUUCCACGCCGGGCGGUUCGGGCAGUUCGAAGCAAAAGUCACAACAAUCGAAAACAGCUGCUACUUCUACAUCGACGAAGGAAUCACCUGCACCGAUUGCUUCGCCCAGUUCCAACUCCACAAAGGCUGUCGAACCGAAAAAGGAGGAGAAUGCCACCAAGUCCUCCGGCCUGCAGGAGCCGGCCACCCAACAAGAAAAGCAAACCACGCCAACCGCUUCAGCUGCUGCUCCCACCACCACUUAUAUCCCCUUUGCGGUGCGUAAACGUGCCGAGCAGCACCCGGCACCGGCCGAAACACGAUCCGAUCGGAAACGUACGCAGGACAAGAUGCAGGCCCUGCGCAAGAAGUACCACGAUCAGCGUGUGGCUAAACUACGCGCAACCACCCAGGGUCAGCGACAAAGUGGACGUGUGAACGUGGCAAUAGCAACUCGUUCUUCUGCUGUUCCUUCCAAAUCGGCGCAAGACGAGCAGCAGGGCGAGGAAGAUGAGGAAGAGGAAGCGGACGAGGAAGAGGAUGGUUCGGAAAAUGAGCCUUUAGAUGAAGAUGAAGUCGAAAAAGAAGAGAUGCCGCAGGAUAAAAAGCCUUCAGCCCAAGAAUCACCUACCGUUGGCAAGCGGAAAAGUGGUCUACGAAGUGGAGCCGCAUCUCGCGCCUCAAGUCCGCCUAAAGUCGAAAGUGCCAAAGGAUCGCCGGCUAAGAUUGCUCGCAAUGCAAAGCGCGAUUCCUCGUCAAAGGCGACAUCGAACCAGCAGGAAGAGACUGGUAAAGAAUCGUCCACGAAAACACCCAACAAUAGGGCGAGCAAACAUCCGUCUCCACCGGAUACGCCCGUGGAAGAUGGCUCCAAGGUGAGCGGAACUCGCAGCACAAGCUCGUCCAAGAAAUCGGUGAAAGAGUCGCCGAAGAAUUCACCCACUCAGCACCAGCAGCAGCAGCAGCAGCAGGCGUCUUCGAAUGUUUCCGAUCAGGAAGGAAAAGAAAAACGAACCACACGGCUGUCCGCACUGCGCAAUCCUCCACCCGUAGCGGCCAAUACGGAUGCGGUAAAGAAUGCGAAAGAUAAACGGAAGCAGCAACCGCAACAGGAUCGAGUUGAUUUUUCAUCCGACGAUGAUGAACCAUUAUCGCGCGCUACGGCAGCCGAUAAACGGUCCUCGGAUGCGGUAGAGCUCGGUAAAACGACACGCUCCGGUAGAAGCCGCAAAUCGGAACCAGCAACAACCGCCCUCGAGAAAGAUCCGGACGAAAUGCCUGAUAAAAAGACGCGCCGCUCGGAAUCGGUCGUAAGCCGACGUUCGGACAUUAGUUCGCGAAAGUCCGAGAUGCGUGAGUUUGGUGCUGGUGGCGGUGGUGGCGGCGGUGCAGUGACGAAGAAGGUUGAGGAGCUUACCAAAACACAACCCCAGCGAGGUCGUAAAAGGAAAGAACCGGCCCCAACAACCCAACCCCAACCGGUCUCCGCCAAAACACCUAAAGAGGACGAAUCCAAAGAGGAGGAGGAACCAUCGAGCGAUAAGGACCGCAAGCAGGCGGGUCCGGCGGGUGCGAGAAAAGGCAAGCGGGAAACGCCCGCACCGGAACACGCUACCACACCCGCCCGCGACAGCACCCUCUCGCCGGAAGUGGAGGAAAAGAAACCGAAAACAGCGUCCUCGACACCGGUCGAAUCGCUCAGCACAUCGCGCCCCUCGCGCAAAACGAAAGAGGCGGCCACACUGUACAUGGAGCUGAUCGGUCGGAAGCUAAACCACGACGACAAAUCGGACGACGAUGCGUCCUCGCUGGACAGUCUCGAGCUGCCGAACGUGCGCAAGCUGGAGCGGAUGGAGAACGAGCUGAAAGCGAACGCGGGCAAGACACGGGACGCUCGGCAGCAGGCAGCGACCGCCAAGGGAGGCAGCAAGGUGAAAAAGAAAGAGGACGGUGAUGACACGAAAGUGAACGAGAAAAGCUUUAGCGAUUCAGACGAGGAACCAUUGGCGAGCAAGUUUCAGCGCAAACAGGCCCAGCAGCAGACGGCACGCAGGCAACCGGUAAAAUCGAAAACGGCCGCUUCGACCAAAACGGCACCGCAAGGCGGGCGGCGGAACAAUGGAAAGAAACCGAACGACGCGGAUGGCAGCGAAGAACAAUCGUCACCCGAGAAGACGGAAAAAGAGACUGCGGAAAAGGCAUCGAAAGGUAAUGAAGUGAUGCCAAAAAAGGGGGGAACUACGGCAACGCUGACCACCACCGCUGUAACAAGCCCGCCAGCCGGCAUUGCCAAACAAAACGGUACGAUGGAAUCGAGCGUCGCGAUCCCCCUGACAGCAACGAAAACUCCCACAAAAAUGAACCCAAACAGUGCGUUCAACAGUCCACUGGAAUCUCCGGUCCUUUCGUCGGACCAUCUCAAAAGUCCUACCACCUCCGAGGGACAGAACGUAUCGCGAUUGAACAAAUCGAUGGACAAUACGCAGCUGUCUACCACGGUCGAGCCGGCCGAAAGUCCGAUCAAGAUACCGCAAAUGCUAAACAUCCCGACGGUCAUACCGACGACGGCCUUUCUGCAGGUCACCGGCAGCCCAACGGCAGCUCCCUUUACCCGUGCCAUCAAGCCUGCCCCGCUUGGAACCGGCUCCGGAACGGGUGCCGAUGGUGGUGGGUCCUCCUUCCUACCGUUGAAUAAAUCUGCCCCUGGCACUGCUGCCGCAAACGCGUCCCAAACGCCGGCCGACACCAGCGUGCCUUUCAACCGGUCCGGCACGACAACGGGCGCCGUUGGUGGUGCAGCCGGGAAAGGUGAUUUUACGCUUCCACUGGAUGAUUCCGAUUUCCUGAAAGGGUUCGAAAAAUCAUCCGCCGAUCCUAGCACAGCCGGCGAUAAACCAGCGGGCCACUCUUCGCUGCUGGGGAAUCUGCUUCCCAGCAAGGAGGAGUCGGAAAAGAUCUUCGGUAUCGCGAGCGUCAGUUUGGCGCAAAGCUCCGGUCCGCUCGAUACGAAGUGCACGCUCGGGAAGUGUGGCUCCGUCCACAAACCACCGUUGGGGCCACCGGUUCUAACCGAAUCGCUGCUCGGUGGCAAUCUUUCGCCGCGCGAUCGUCGAAAGGCGAAGGUAAACAUGACGCACGAGCAGAUACAGAAAUGGAUUUACGAAUCGUCCUGGUCCCCGAUCGAGGACGAUCUGAAGGAUGAUGAUUUGGAGCUGAUUGAGUCGGGCGCUCGUACACCUCCCGCACCACCACCGACGACGACGGCAGUUGCGUCGAUGACUUCGACCUCAUCUUCUGUUCAGCAAACGACCACCAGCCCAGCAGUUACUACAGCUACUGCACAACCGCCGACAACGGUCGCCGGUUCCGGGUGGGCUGCAAUGAUGACGGCAGUGGCCACGUCGACACCACUCAGUACGCCAACCGUUGCCGAUCGAGCGGCUGCCCCUGGUGCAGCGCCAACAACAUCGGCGACAGAGAAAAAGGAUACUGUGUCGCAACCGGCACAAGAGACAAAACCGGCGCCUAGCAACAGCAAGGACACAGCGGGUCCUAAAUCCGAAGGACAACCGGUGAAGGAAGCGCCAGCUGCUCCUACACCAACCAGCAGCAAACAGAAGGAGUUGAAAGAACAACGAAAAUCGAAAGCAGAAACACCCCCAUCAACGGUGGCCCCCGUUUCAGCCACAACUCCCCGUACUGCAGCUACAACCCCGACAGCAACAGCGGGCGAAAGAAAGCCCAUCUACCGGAAUACAACCGGGCGAACGCCAGUAUACAAACAGGAAGCUCUUGCCGCCAAACAAUCACCCGCGGCGCAAAGCUCGCAGCUCGCACCAGUGUUGCCGGCGUCCACGAAGCAGGUGGCCCAAGCUAACUCGUCGUCCUCGACCCAGGCGAGCAACAAGUUUGGCGCCUUUUCCCCGGUGAACGAACCAAGCGUGUAUUCGUUCGAUAAGGAGGAAGAUUUUAUGCCCGUCGCGACCGUUCCCUUCCGCAGGCAGCACGGUGGUGGUGCUGCAACCGUUGCUGGAGGUGGUGGAGGAGGAGCGAGUGGCCGGCGAGAGUCGUCCAAUGAGCCUGCCACCGGGGGAAGCAGUAAACGUGACGACGAGCGAAACGCGUUCCAGAAACCAGCGACCGGCGUUUCGGUGGCAGCUUCGAAAAUGAAUUCCGACGACAAGAGCAAACCACUCGAUUCCGUCGGUGAGAAGGAGAAUGGGGACAGGAAGGAAGAGCCGGCGCACGUGAAGCAGGAAGCGAGUGAUACGGAACCGGACGGUGCGUCUGGUACUGGCGGUGGCAUUGGUGGUGGUGGACAAACGUUUUACAUUCCACUGCAAGGCCCGACCGCUUCCGGUGGAGGUGGUGCAGGAGGAGGGUCUGGGGGAGGUGUUGGUGGGAGCGGUGGUUCGGCGGGGAAAGCGGCUGAUUCACUCAUUCAGGGUGUUGCGGUCAAGCUCGGCACGGAAGGUCCGGACGGUCCAAAUCAGCGUGUCAUAAUGCAUGCGAAGCUGGUGACGAAGGCUGAGAUGGGUUCGAACCCAACCACGCUGCCCGACUCGAUGAACGUGCAGGAGCUGGUCAAGAGUCUUACGGCGCAGGGCGGUGCAGCGGCGGCCCUGGGGAAGGAGGGCCUAGCUAAGCUGCUUCCCAUUGGGCUGCUGCAGUCACGGUUUAAAUCCACCAGCGCUACCAAUGCAGCGGAACAGCCACCUUCGACGACGGACGCAGCGCGCACACCGACGCAGGAAGAUCGGGCCAGCGCAGAACCAAUGUCACGCGGCCUGUCGCGCAUCGCUUCCAACUCAUCGCUCUCCUCCCAGCGCUCGAAACCGACUGGGAAAGCAGCCGGAAAGGGUGCAACGGCCGGGCGGACAGGUGGUGGCACCGGUGGCACUAGCAAUGAGGCGGGCGCCACACCCCAACCGAACAACAACACCGUUUUCCCGCGCCGAGACGAUCCGGCCCAGAUGGUGGAAGCUCCCGUUUUCAAACCGACCGAGAAAGAGUUCCACGAUCCGAUGGAGUACAUCGAGCGGAUCGCACCGAUCGCUUCCCGGUUCGGCAUCUGUCGCAUCAUUCCACCGGCCAGCUUUAAGCCCGAGUGUCGGAUCGCGGACGAUAUGCGCUUCAUGGCGUACAACCAGUACGUGCACAAGAUGCUGCACCGGUGGGGCCCGAGCGCGAAGGAGUACGCCGCCAUCAAGAAGUAUCUCGCCACGCAAAGCAUCAACCUGCAGUCGCCGCCGGUGAUCGGCGGGAUGGAGGUCGAUCUGCCCCGGCUGUACCACACCGUGCAGGAGCUCGGUGGCCUGAAGGAGGUGAUCGAGAAGAAAAAGUGGGCCCGCGUGUCGGAGGACAUGUGCAUACCGAAGGCGGCACACGAUCGCGUCUCGAAGCUGGACGACAUCUACUGCAAGUAUCUGCUGCCGUACGACACGCUCUCGCCCGCCGAGCGCCAGAAGCUGUUCGACGAGGUAGAAGCGGACUGGGCCAAGCGGGAGGCCAAGGCACGCCGUAACGCGGACAAGGGCGUAGGGUCGGAGAUCCGCAACAGUGGCGAUUCGGACGAGGAUGAGUCGAACGACGACGGUGAGGAGGACGACGAAGAGGAGGAGGACGAGGACGAAUGCUCCAUGGAGUGUAUCGUGAAGGGGCGCAGUAUGCCACUGAACCAAUUCUUCCGGAUCGCGCGCAACACCAUGUCGCUGUGGUUCCGGAACAGUGAACCAUCGGUGGCGGAAAUCGAAGCCGAAUACUGGCGCCACGUUGCCGUGCGCGAUAGCCACGUGUGCGUGCACUCGGGGUCGAUUGAUUCGAGCGCGUUUGGGUACGGAUUCCCCAACCCGAAGGUGAAGGGUUCGUCGUGCGCCAAACACCCGUGGAACCUGAAGGUACUGACGAACAACAGUGGUUCGAUCCUAAGGUCGCUCGGCCCCGUUAUGGGCAUUACCAUUCCAACGCUGCACGUGGGCAUGCUGUUCAGUGCGUGCUGCUGGUACCGCGAUCCGCACGGGCUGCCCUGGAUCGAGUAUCUGCAUACGGGCGCGAACAAGAUCUGGUACGGCGUGCCGGAUGAUCAGAACUCGAAUUUCCGCGCGGCGCUGACCGUGCUCGUGCCGACGCACUGUCAGAACAAAACGAUAUGGUUACCGUGCGACACGGCGAUGGUUCCACCGCACAUGCUGACCGAUCGGAGCGUUUCGCUGUGCCGGACCGAACAGCAGCCGGGCCAGUUUGUGGUGGUGUUUCCCCGAGCGUACACGUCGAGCCUGUGCACCGGGUACGCGGUGUCGGAGAGUGUGUACUUCGCGACCAACAGCUGGCUCGACACGGCGAAGGAAGAUUUUCGGGACAUACAGGAAAGCUGCGAACCGACCAUGUUCUCCGUGGAGCAGCUGCUGUUUGCGAUCGCGAACGAUCAGCGCAGCAAUCAUGAUACGCUCGUGCAAGCGUACCCGAUGAUCGUCGACAUUUACGAGAAGGAGAAGCAGCAUCGACAAACGCUCAAGGAGCAAGGCGUAACGAAAUCGGAACGGAUCGAGUCGAAAAAGAAGAGCGCAUCGCUGGACGAGUUCGAGUGCGAACGGUGCCGGGCCAACCUAUACCUUUCGCUGGUAAAGGUAAGGGUGACGAACGGCGGCGGCGACGACGACGAAGACGAGGCUGACGACAGUGCGACGGGUGAGGAGGAGGAGGAGGAGGAGGAACGCAUCUACUGUUUGAAGCACGCCGUAAAGCAUUUGGCCGACGGUGGGCUACAGACGAAACACUGUCGCCUGGCGUACACCUACUCGCUGGAGGACAUCGAGGAGCUGCUGAAGAAGUUGCAGGACCGCAUCGCCAACAAGAAAUCGUCGAAAUCGAGUGCCGGUAGCAGUGUCGGUGGAGCAGGCGGUGGAGCUGGUGGUGGUGGAGCAGGUGGUGGUGGCGGUGGAAGUGGACGUGGUAAGUCUUCCCUCCAUCUGGCGUCGACCUCGUCCCAGUCGUCGUCGUCGUAUCAGGCACCGAGCCACAGCAAGUAUGCCGGUAUGGCGACAAUGCUAAAGUAAGCCCAGCAGGGUAAGAGAUCACCGGGAGUGGAGCAUCAUCAUGCCGCCACCAGGCCACUAGGUAAAGAGGUUUCCACCAGUUUAGGACGGUUGGUCAUUUAUUUCCGGUGUGCACCAUUCGUUUCACUCAUCGAUGUAAGCAUAUCAAUCGUAGUGGUGGACGCACGACCACAUCACCGACCCAUAAAACUAGCAGCAUCAUCUGGUUCAGAGUAUUAGUUACACAGCGUAUAUUUUAACUUCCCCUUUUUCUACUGCUACUACUACUUCUACUUCCUUUUUUGCACAGUAUUGACAGCCGGUAGUGUUGUGUAGAUUUGCUUGAUCGAGCGACAGUAUUAUUAUGAAGCUGCUGCAUCCUUGCGUACGAUCGAUCGAUAAGCUUUCACCGUCUCUUGGAGAUGUGUGUACUGCGCCCGUGCCCGUGUGGCAAUAGCAGCGUGAAAUCUGUGUACAUAUUAGGGCCAGCUUGCAAUGAGGAUGCGGAUGUAAAUUAUGGAGAAAGAUUAUUUUAUUACAAUGUGGUUCUCCUCCUGUGUCAGGCUUGUCAGGAGGAAGCAAACACUCGAAUCGAAUGGAGUAAGACGACGACCACUAGCGGCGGCUGAAGGUCAGGUCAGGUCAGGUAAAGCAUCCUUUUGAGCAUUCUGCAUGGUCUUUGUCCGCUAGACCAUCAAUCGUGUUACCCUUGUUAGGUUAUCCAAAUCGCUUCUCGCCCAGCAGCAAAGCUGGACAGUUCGUGUCGCACGUAUCCGUCACACUCCCUUUUUGCAUUAUGGGCUUUUUAGUUUCCUCACCAUAUUAAUUAUUUGUCGAUGUCGAAGUCGGCGUAUGUGUGUGUGUGUGUGUUAGUGUGCGUGUGCGUGUGUGUGUAUAUAAAGAUAUUUAUGGAGAUAAGUGUGUGUCCUCUUCUUACCUUGAAGGGUCACACGGCGCGGUAGAGCGAAUGGCAAUCGUGUGAGGACACACACGGCGCGCAAUACGAAGACUAGUCGAUUGAAUGUAGAGCCAUUUAAAAAUUCGCAACAAACGAUAGAACGGGAAUCGAAUGCAUCACACACCUCGUUCUCCUAGGGGGCGUAAGGUAUCGUAGGUAAGAAUUAAUUUAUAACGCUAUAAAGAGAGAGAGAGAGAGAGAGAGAGAGAAAAAUGCUAAAAAAAACACGAUAAAUGUUACGAGUAAGAAAAGAAAUGCUACUGCUUUGGAAAGGAUAGUAUAUAGAGUAACACGUAGUGCGGACUAGUGAUACGUUUACAACCAUGCAUGCAUACAUAACAUAUAUACAUAUAUA
Molecule: messenger RNA, 9562 nt
Organism: Anopheles stephensi (Asian malaria mosquito)
Lineage: Eukaryota; Metazoa; Arthropoda; Insecta; Diptera; Culicidae
Gene: Jarid2
Product: mucin-19
Exons: 4
Coding region: 723-8270 (2515 amino acids)
Biological process (GO): chromatin remodeling
Cellular component (GO): nucleus
Molecular function (GO): histone demethylase activity; DNA binding
Source: RefSeq, a predicted model, not a curated record